This is a messenger RNA of Coffea eugenioides, 4425 nucleotides long. RefSeq lists its product as uncharacterized. The record is from RefSeq and is a predicted model, not a curated record. The coding region runs from base 1 to 4425 and encodes 1474 amino acids. The transcript has 2 exons. NCBI's taxonomy places the organism in Eukaryota, Viridiplantae, Streptophyta, Magnoliopsida, Gentianales, Rubiaceae.
AUGUAUACUCCGCGCACGUCAGGUUUGCUGGGGAGGUGUCUGAAGAUCGAUUCAGCGACAUUAGCGCUCCGACGGCCGUCGGUAGCAAGAGUACUGGUUGAGAUGGAUGUAUCCAAGCAACCUCCAAACCGUAUCUGGAUUGGGGAGGACCAGGAGGGUUUCUGGCAGGAAGUGGAGUACGAAAGCUGGCCGCAGUUUUGUGGGUUUUGUACCCGAUUUGGUCAUGCAGAAGGGGACUGUCAUAAGAAGAAUCCGGAUCUCAAACCAUCCAAAAAUUUGUUCAUGAAGGCAGGGAAGGCAAUGGACGUUUAUCGGCCUAAGAGUCGACCAGGUUGUGACCUCCCGCAGCCGGAGGUUUUCAUUACUCAGGUGGCGUCGCCCCAGCUCACUGUUGGGGUUUUGGUUCCUGGCCAGGCCAGUGAAGGGGGUAUUGACGUCUCUAUUGCACCUGAGGAGGCUGCGCGCUCGGACAUGGGGGACUUAAAGGGGUCCCCACAGGCUGACAUUGGUACCACGUCCGUGACUGAUGUUGCGCUUGGGAGUGUGGCGACUGCUGGGACUGUGGUAGCCGCACAGGCGUUUGCUGCUGCGUCAGAAAGGGCACUCGGGGUGGAACAUGGCAAGGAAGAGGGGAAGGAUUGUGGUGGGGAGGGGAGGGAGUGUGGGCAGAAUGAUGAGGUGGUUGUGGUGUCCUCUAAUUCCUUCGCGGUGCUGCACUCACUGUCGGGUAUGGAGGUGCAGGAUUUUGAGCGUGACCUGUCCAGGUCGGCGAGUCAUGCGCGGACACCCAGUCAGAGGCAUAGGCGUCUUUGCUCGGACGGGGACAAACCGGGGGAACUGGUGUCGAGGGAGCAGUUAAACCAGUUUCACAGGCAGUUGCUUCAACGUCAAGUCGGGGAGCCAGGUGAGGGCCAUGAACAGGAUGGGGUGGAGAAAGUGAAGCAGCAGGAGGUCCCGAAGCAUGGCCAGCCAGCAGCUUCGAGGAAAGGGGGACGGUCUGCUAAGGCACAUCUUAAUCAGAUAAGGUUGCUGGUGUUGCUGGAACCUUUGUCGGAUACUCCUCAACUUGAGGUGGUCCGACGGUUACUUGGGUUUGAUAGUUCUCUGGGAGCAUUGAAUAAUAAGGUGUGGGUUUUUUGGUACAAUGACAUGACGUUGAAUUUCAAGGAACUGGCAGAGCAACUCCUUCAUAUGCACGUCACCUUCUCCUCGGGGUGCUCUAUUCAGUUCUCGGCAGUAUAUGCUCGGUGUACUAGGGUGGGGCGGAGAGAUCUGUGGGCAGCAAUGGGUGCUUUGGCAGGGGAAGUUGUUGGGCCCUGGUUACUGGCAGGGGACUUCAAUGUCAUCUCCAGUAGGGAGGAGCGCGCAGGAGGUUCUCCGGCCAAUGAAAGAAACAUGGAAGAAUUUAAUGAUUCAAUUGGCAAUUGUGGUUUGACGGAGGUGCCUUUCGAUGGUACUGUAUUCACAUGGACGAAUGGUAGGAUGUGGCAACGCUUGGAUAGGGCCUUAAUGAAUCAGGAUUGGGCUGGUGGGUAUGAGUUCUCUCAUGUCUCACACUUGUGCAGAGGUCGCUCGGAUCAUGCUCCACUGUUGAUCAGUUGCCAGAAUGGGGGUUCUAUCAAACGGCCAUUUAAAUUUCUAAAUGUCUGGCGGAGGCACUCCGGUUUCUUGGAAGUGGUUCAGCAGGGUUGGGCGAUACCCGUGGAGGGUGACGGUAUGACGAAAUUUGUUCAAAAACUGCGGGCAGUUAAGGGUUGCCUGCGGGGAUGGAAUGUCCAGGUGUUUGGCAAUAUUUUUAACAGGGUCAGAGAGGCUGAGGUUGAUCUGAAACAACGGGAGGCGCAAUAUGACAUCCGGAGGGACUCGGGUUCCAGAUCAGCGCUAGAGGAGGCCAAGGCGGUUCAUGCGAGGAGCCUGGCAUGGGAGUGUGAGUAUUGGAGACAGAAGGCGGGCAUCCGUUGGUUGCAGGUGGGGGAUGCUAAUACGGCAUUUUUCCAUUCGCGAUGCCGGCAGCGUCGCAAUUUUAAUUUUGUGGCUCGCAUUAAAGAUCAGUCGGGAACAUGGGUGGAGGAUAUCCAGGACAUCAAGCAUUCAGCAGUGGAUUUCUUUGCCUCUUUGCUAGCCUCCGAACAACAUGGAUGGCAGGCUCCGGGGUUUCCUUUUACGCUCCCACAUCUGGCUGCUGCGGACAACGCCAUGUUAAGUGCGCCACCGGACAUGGAAGAAUUGAAGGGGGUGGUUUUUGCGUUACAAGCAGAUAGUGCUCCGGGCCCUGAUGGGUUUGGCGCUGGAUUUUACCAGGCUUGUUGGGAUAUCAUCAAGUCUGAUUUGUUGGACGCAGUACAGGCUUUCUUCCAGGGUUUGCGUUUACCUAGGAGUUUUACUAGCACUUCUAUUCUUCUCCUUCCUAAGGUUACGGGCGCCACGCAAUGGAAGGACUUUAGACCAAUCAGUUUGUGCAACGUCUGCUCAAAGAUUAUUUCUAAGAUCGUUUCUGAUCAGUUGGGUAGGGUGCUUCCUGCCUUAGUGGACCCCUGGCAGACUGGCUUUGUACCAGGCCGUGGAAUCACGGACAACAUUCUUCUCACGCAGGAGUUGGUGGCUGAUUUAGAUCGGCGAUUGAGGCACCCGAAUCUCAUGUUGAAGUUGGAUAUGGAAAAGGCGUAUGACAGGGUCGAGUGGUCUUUUCUUUUGUUUAUGCUGCGGAAGUUUGGUUUUGAGGAACAUGUGGUAGACAUCAUUUUUCGUCUGGUGUCUAACAAUUGGUUCUCAAUUUUGGUCAAUGGGGAGGCUGCGGGUUUUUUUAAGUCCUCAAGGGGGCUUCGACAGGGUGACCCGGUGUCGCCUGCCCUUUUUGUUUUAAUUGCCGAGUUUCUAGGCCGAGGGGUGCAUCAUCUUCUGGUUAAUCAGCCGGGCAGGUUGUUUGUUUCGUCAGCGACUCCGGUGCCUUACCUCGCUUUUGCGGAUGACAUGCUAAUUUUUACAAGAUGCUCGGAGGAGUGCCUGUCUGCAAUCAAGGGGUUUCUUACGGCGUACCAGGAGGCCUCUGGUCAAAGGGUAAAUAGCAGUAAGAGCUCCUUUUUCUUGCCGUCAGGGGCUACUUCACAGCAGGAGGAGGUGGUGCAUAGCAUUUUGGGUUUUCACCGUCAGUCAUUUCCAUUCACCUAUUUGGGGGCACCAAUUUAUAAAGGCCGGCAGCGGAGUGUCUUGUUUGAUGAUAUUGUGUCCAAAAUGCGGGCCCGCCUGGGUCACUGGAGUACUAAGUUGCUAUCCUUUGGGGGUAAACUCGUCUUAGCACGGCAUGUCCUUGCGUCGUUGCCUAUGUAUCUACUUCAGGUGUUGGAUCCUCCCAAGGCGGUUCUCUCUCGGUUAGGCAGGAUCUGUAAUUCCUUUCUUUGGGAUCAUCAAGGGGAGAGGCGCAUUCAUUGGUCUUCCUGGGAUAAGUUAUGUUUUCCCUAUGACGAAGGGGGUCUUGGGUUUAGAUCCUUCAAGGACAUGGCACGGGCGUUCUCAGCAAAAUUAUGGUGGCGGUUUAGGCUUGGAGAUUCCAUCUGGGCUGCUUUCAUGCAGGCCAAGUACGUCAAAGGGAGUCAUCCGUCGGAAGUGUCGGCAAUGCGGGCUACAGCUACGUGGCGGCGUCUUGAGGCGAUUGGUCCUCUGGUUGAGCCGCACAUUAGAUGGAGCUUAGGGGAAGGUUUGGUGGAUUUUUGGAAGGACAGGUGGGUGUUUCAUGAGCCCUUACAGCAGGUUGUGGUUAGUUUGGAGAGGCCUCAUUUUCUUGUCUCGGAGUUUCUUACUUUGGGGGGAUGGGAUGAGCGGCGUCUUGCUCGGUGGGUCCCGGAGUUUGUUGUUCGUGCAAUUAUAGAUAUACCCUUUGACUUAGCUCAGAAAGAUAGAAUGGUCUGGUUGCCUUCACCGUCGGGGUGCUUUUCGGUCAAGUCGGCGUGGGAGGUGUUUCGGGGAAGGCGGCAUCACUCCUUGGUUCAUUCAUUAUUAUGGCCUUCGGUCCUACCAGCAAAAAUGUCCUUUUUGGCUUGGCGAGUGGUGCGUAAUGCCCUUCCUCUGGAUGUGGCGUUGCGGUCGCGGGGGCUGGCCUUACCCUCUAGAUGUGGGUGUUGUUAUCUGGAAGAGGAGGCGCUGCUUCAUGUUUUCCUCACGGGUCCGGUCGCAUCGGAAGUGUGGCGGAGGGUGUCUGGCCGUUUUGGUUUUCAGCUGCAGAAUUGCUGGAGUAUGGCAUCGGUUUUUGUUGCUUGGUAUCUCACUUCUCCGUCAUCUUCAAAGAAUCAUAUUCGGGUGUUUAUGCCAGUGGUUGUGUGCUGGUUUCUCUGGUUAGCAAGGAAUCAGGAGCGUUACAUGGCGUGCGGUGCCUCGGAGGAGGACCCCUCGUGCGAUUGCCUGGGUGAAACCGCCUCCUGGGGUGCUUAA